AUGCCCAAACUCAAUGACACAGUCUUCAUGCCCUCAGUGCUGACACUGAUUGGGAUUCCUGGCUUGGAAUCUGUGCAGUUCUGGAUUGGCAUUCCUUUCUGUGCCAUGUACAUCAUCGCUCUGUUUGGGAAUUCCCUGCUCCUGGUCAUCAUCAAAUCUGAGUCCAGCCUCCAUGAACCUAUGUAUCUCUUCCUGGCAAUGCUUGGAGCCACAGACAUUGUUCUCAGUACCUGCAUCCUACCAAAAAUGCUAGGAAUAUUCUGGUUCCAUUUACCAGAAAUAUAUUUUGAUGCCUGUCUCUUGCAGAUGUGGCUCAUCCAUACCUUCCAGUGUAUUGAGUCAGGUAUUCUGCUGGCCAUGGCCCUGGACCGCUACGUGGCAAUCUGUGAUCCUCUGAGACAUGCAAGCAUUUUUACUCACCAACUUCUCACACAGAUUGGUGUUGGAGUGACACUCAGAGCAGCCCUCCUUGUGGCUCCAUGUCUCAUCCUCAUCAAACACCGGCUGAAAUAUUACCGGACCACUGUGGUUUCCCAUUCUUACUGUGAGCACAUGGCCAUCGUGAAGUUGGCAGCAGAAGAUAUUCGAAUUAACAAGAUCUAUGGUUUGUUUGUGGCUUUCAGUGUACUUGGCUUUGAUAUAAUUUUCAUCACACUCUCCUACAUUCAAAUAUUUAUAUCUGUCUUUAGUCUGCCCCAAAAGGAAGCCAGGCUUAAAGCCUUCAACACCUGCAUCGCCCAUAUUUGUGUCUUCUUUGAGUUUUAUCUCCUAGCUUUCUUCUCCUUCUUUACACACAGGUUUGGUUUUCAUAUUCCACCUUACGUUCAUAUUCUUUUGUCCAACCUUUACUUGCUUGUUCCACCUUUGCUCAAUCCUGUUGUUUAUGGUGUGAAGACCAAACAGAUCCGAGAUCAAGUGUUCAAAUUUUUCCACUCUAAGGAUGCUUCUUGA
This is a messenger RNA of Pteropus alecto (black flying fox), 951 nucleotides long. Its product is annotated as olfactory receptor 52A5. NCBI's taxonomy places the organism in Eukaryota, Metazoa, Chordata, Mammalia, Chiroptera, Pteropodidae. Gene Ontology annotation, biological process: G protein-coupled receptor signaling pathway. The record is from RefSeq and is a predicted model, not a curated record. The coding region runs from base 1 to 951 and encodes 316 amino acids. Gene Ontology annotation, cellular component: membrane. Gene Ontology annotation, molecular function: olfactory receptor activity; G protein-coupled receptor activity. The transcript has a single exon.